AUGGGGACUGCGGGUGAAAACGCUAACCUAAAUAGCAUUUACAAUGUGACUAUUUUCAUAUAUCAGACAGUCGUUGCACACUCACAGGCGUUUUACCUAACCAUAAAAGGUGUGUGGAACUACACAAUUGAGUCGUAUAUUCCUAUCGUAAAGGAUUUCCAGGGCUUCUCGGAUGUGUACUACAAAAAGGCAGUCAAGUUAUAUAACGAAGCACAUCCCAAACCGGGUUUAUUCAGCAAAAUCGCCGGUAAGCAGAAGGAUGUGCCCACAUCCGAGUUUAUCAUGAAGAUAAUGGAAGGUCUUGCUUAUGCCUGUGUUCCUCUGAUGCUGGUGUUGUUCAUCGCUUUGAUGAUUGCCUUUUUAUUCCCAGUGAUUCUGUUCGGGGUUCUUAUGCCGGACUUCAUCUAUCAUGUCUGGAUUCGUCUCUUUAUCUUCUACUACCCGUACGCCAUGGUGUUCCCGGCGGACUUCAUCAUCGAGCUAAAAGGUCUGUAUGUACUCGUGCUGGGAAAAAAUUGGCUAGAGUGUUGGAUGGUACUGAGAAAAGGAAUAAUGGGGAUCGUAACGGACUUCCACGAACUUUUUUAUAACACAGUUCUCAUGGGACAAAUGGUUUGGUUAAUAUCCUUUAUCUUAAUGGUCUUAAUGUGGAAGUGGUUGUGCUUUUUUGUUAUCCGCAAAAAGCGAACGAAAAAGAAUCUAGUAAAAGUUGAAAGUACCCGCCGCGAUGAAAACAAGUCGAAACCAAGGGGGAAAUCCAAGAAACAGUAA
This is a messenger RNA of Phytomonas sp. EM1, 771 nucleotides long. Lineage: Eukaryota; Euglenozoa; Kinetoplastea; Trypanosomatida; Trypanosomatidae. The record is from the annotation of a GenBank genome assembly.